This is a messenger RNA of Pollicipes pollicipes, 1143 nucleotides long. Its product is annotated as GDP-Man:Man(3)GlcNAc(2)-PP-Dol alpha-1,2-mannosyltransferase-like. The coding region runs from base 1 to 1143 and encodes 380 amino acids. NCBI's taxonomy places the organism in Eukaryota, Metazoa, Arthropoda, Thecostraca, Pollicipedomorpha, Pollicipedidae. The record is from RefSeq and is a predicted model, not a curated record. Gene Ontology annotation, cellular component: endoplasmic reticulum membrane. Gene Ontology annotation, molecular function: GDP-Man:Man(3)GlcNAc(2)-PP-Dol alpha-1,2-mannosyltransferase activity. The transcript is spliced from 8 exons. Gene Ontology annotation, biological process: dolichol-linked oligosaccharide biosynthetic process; protein N-linked glycosylation.
AUGGAAGCACUGCCGCUGCUUCCUCCCUGCCGUGCUGGCCGGCUGGUGCAGGUCGACGGUGCCGUCAGGCUGGGACUGGUGAUGGGGCUGGCGCAGCUCCUUGGCCGGAAACGCGCCUGGUUGCCGGAGAACGGCCGUCAUGUGGCCUUCUUCCACCCGUGGUUGAACGUCGGGGACGGACGAGAGCGGGUGCUCUGGUCGGCGCUCCGCGCGCUCGAGCGUACCCCACAGCACCGUCUGUACGUGUUCACGGGCGAGGAGGAGCCGCUGCGUGAGGUGGCGCCGCGCGUCUGGCGCACGUUCGGCCUGUGCGUACCGGCCCAGCUUGAAGCUGACGUGCUGGUCAACUCGUCGGAGCUGGUGCUGGUGCUGCCCGUGUUCCGUCUGCUGGGCUGCGGCGUGACCUGCUACGUGCACCAGCCGUUUCCGACAGCCGGCCAGCUGCAUCUGUGGGAAACCAGCCGCCUGACACGCGGCUCCUGCCUCUGCCGCCUCUGUCGCCGGCUGGUCUUCUACGCCGGCCUCGUCUUCCACCGGCUCUUUGACGAGCUGCACCGGCGGGCCGGCGCCUCCGCGCACCUAGUCAUCGCUAACAGCACGUGGACGCAGCGGCAAGUGGCGCGAGCCUGGCGCCGACCUGACGCCGUGCGCGUAGUGUACCCGCCGUGUGACACGUGGCGGCUGGGUGAGAUGCCUCUGGACGGCCGUCGCGACAAGACAAUCGUGUCGAUAGCGCACUUCAGGCCCGAGAAGGAGCACAAGCUGCAGCUGCGCAGCUUCGCGCUGUUCGUGCUCAAGUUCGGCGCCCUGGCGGAGGGGGCGCGGCUGGUGCUGAUCGGCGGCUGCCGCGGCUCGGCCGACCUGGAGCUGGUGGACCGGCUCCAGUUCCGUCUCAACCUCAGCUUCGAGCAGCUGUCGCAGGUGCUGGCGCGGGCCAGCGUCGGCAUCCACACGGCGGGCCGCGAGGGCUUCGGCAUCGUUCAAUACGCCGAGUGCAUGCGACGCGUGCUGGCCGCCAGCGAGGCGGCGCGGAUGAGACUGCGCAUAGUGGCCAGGGAGCGAGCCUACCGCUUCGCCCAGGAGCGCUUCGAGGAGAGGUGGCUGCGGGCCUGCCACGGCGUCAUGAGCCCCAAGGGCGACUGA